Molecule: messenger RNA, 2574 nt
Organism: Haemonchus placei
Lineage: Eukaryota; Metazoa; Nematoda; Chromadorea; Rhabditida; Trichostrongylidae
Source: the annotation of a GenBank genome assembly
AUGACAGCGCAAUGGACUAAACGGACAGUGUUAAAAUUCACGCCUAUCAGCUUACUGCUUUUGCUAUUUCCAGUAGCUGCUGCAACUGGCCUUUCAACCGGGCUCACAUAUUUUACUCGGAGAGCUUAUGAUACUACUGAGACAAAUAAAGAUCAUGGUGAUGAUGAUAACUCACCUUCUGCACGACAACUGCGUCUUCCAAGGAACAUAGAGCCGUUAUUGUAUGAUCUGAGCAUCAAAACGUAUCUGCCGAAUUACGUGGACUUCCCACCCGAGAAGAAUCUCACAUUUGAUGGACAAGUAGGAAUCUCUUUGAGGGUGCUCGAACCUACCAAAAGUAUUGUGCUCAACGCAAAGAAUAUCACGGUGAUACCGAAGAAAUGCGAACUGCUCCUGAAGGAUCAAAAGGUCCUGCUGAAGGUUGGAAAUUUUUCAAAACGUUCUCACCUUACUAAUUACUAUCUACUAUUUCAAUUAUGCUGUUUAUUACGUAACAUUAAGAUAAUUUAUACGGGUCUCAUUAGCAACACACUUUUCGGACUUUAUCAAGCCACCUAUACAGACGCGGAUGGAACCGUCAAGAUUGCUGCAGCAACUCAUAUGGAACCGACAGCCGCUCGUCGUAUGGUACCAUGCUUAGAUGAACCAAGUUUCAAAGCCAAUUGGACUGUGACUGUCAUACAUCCAAAAGGGACAAAAGCUGUGUCGAACGGCAUCGAAACAAAUGGAAAAGGAGAAGUCAGUGGUGACUGGAUUAUAUCGAAGUUUGAGACAACUCCACGGAUGUCUUCCUAUUUGUUGGCUGUAGUUGUUUCAGAAUUUGAUUACAUUGAAGGAUUUACAAAAACUGGUGUUCGGUUCCGAAUAUGGUCACGACCAGAGGCAAAAAAUAUGACAGAAUAUGCAAGGGAUGCUGGCAUAAGAUGUUUGGAGUUCUACGAAAACUUCUUCGAUAUCAAAUUCCCUCUUAAAAAACAAGAUAUGGUUGCUCUUCCUGAUUUCUCUUUUGGCGCUAUGGAAAAUUGGGGUCUCAUCACAUACAGAGAAAACCGACUGUUGUAUGAUGAUAGAUACUAUGGACCGAUCAACAAGCAACUGGUUGCCCUCAUCGUGGCUCAUGAGCUUGCCCAUCAGUGGUUUGGCAAUUUGGUCACGCUGACAUGGUGGGACAAUCUGUGGCUAAACGAAGGAUUCGCAAGACUUGUUGAAUACAUUGGAACAGAUGAGGUUAACAAUAAAACCAUCAGGAUGGGCGACUUUUUCCUACCGAAUGUGCUUGCAAAAGCUUUGGAUGCUGAUGCGGUAUCUUCAACCCAUCCGCUCUCGUUUAGAAUUGACAAAGCUGCAGAAGUUGUUGAAGCCUUUGAUAAAAUUACAUAUGAAAAAGGAGCGUCCGUUGUGGAAAUGCUACGGGCUGUAAUUGGAAAGAAAAACUUCAAGCAAGCUGUUACGCAAUACCUGAAGAAGUUCUCAUACCGCAACGCCCAAGCUUCUGACCUCUGGAACGUUUUUGACAAGGUUGUCAAAGACGUCAGCGGCCCGGACGGCAACGUCAUGAAAACCACCAAAUUUGCACCUCAGUGGACUACACAGUUGGGAUUUCCUCUGGUUACUGUGAAAGAUUUCAACGGAACUUCUGUGAAAAUAGCUCAAACUCGUUACAAGGCGAAUAAAGGCGCCCUGGAGCCAGAGAAGUAUCGCCAUCCAAAAUACGGAUUCAAGUGGGAUAUUCCUCUGUGGUAUCAGGAAGGCGAUAACAAUUGUAUAAAGUUUGCAUGGUUGACUAGAGAAAAACCGCUCUAUUUGCACAUUACCAACCCUAACACUUCCAUUGUGGUGAAUGCGAAUCGCCAUGGAUUUUAUCGACAAAACUAUGAUGCGGACGGUUGGCAAAAGAUCAUCAAACAGCUCAAGAAAAAUCAUAAGGCAUACAGUGCAAGGACGAGAAAUGCGAUUAUAGGUGAUGCUUUUGCAGCGGCUCUGAUUGACGAACUCGAGUACGCAACUGUAUUUAAACUGCUUGAGUACGCUAAGAAUGAAGAGGAAUAUUUGCCAUGGACAGAGACAAUAUCUGGUUUUUAUGCCAUCUUAGACUUCUUCGGGAAUGAGCCGGAGUCGACAUCGGCUAAAGUCUUCAUGAUGAAUAUACUGAAACCGAUGUAUGAGAAAGCCAGCAUGAAAUAUAUCGCCGACAACUACAAAAACGACUCGCUAUUCUUUGAAGUAAACCUCCAAACAUCUAUUAUCGAUGCCUAUUGCUUCCUUGGAGCUAGGAAAUGUAUCAAAAAUUACACAGAUUUGUUUUAUAAAGAAGUUAUGAAGAAAUGUAAAGACGGUGACAAAGCAAGCAAAUGUGUCAGAAAAUGUUCAAGUGGAGAAAGAAACGCUACUUCAAGGAUCAGGAUGUCACAGAGAUAUUACAGCAUUGAAGAGCUAAGGAGCCUUCAGAGAAAUGGUGCACAUGCUCGAGAGUAUGGAGCAUUCAACGAACAAAUCGAACGAGCGGAACAUAAAAUCAACUGGAUCAAGAAACAUAUGCGAAAAUUGUCGGAUUUCUUUAAAAAAUCUACUUAA